Nanorana parkeri is the source of this 5556-nucleotide messenger RNA. It is a transcript of the gene ROCK1, whose product is annotated as Rho associated coiled-coil containing protein kinase 1. The coding region runs from base 452 to 4537 and encodes 1361 amino acids. The transcript has 33 exons. Gene Ontology annotation, molecular function: small GTPase binding; ATP binding; Rho-dependent protein serine/threonine kinase activity. Gene Ontology annotation, biological process: actomyosin structure organization; peptidyl-threonine phosphorylation; mitotic cytokinesis. Gene Ontology annotation, cellular component: cytoplasm; cytoskeleton. Lineage: Eukaryota; Metazoa; Chordata; Amphibia; Anura; Dicroglossidae. The record is from RefSeq and is a predicted model, not a curated record.
UACCGUCCCGCACUGUGUUUGAACAGGAAGGCGGACAUGUUUGUGGAGGGUUUGUGAACCAGGAGGAGCCUCAGCCGCACCACCACCAUCAUCGUUGUCUGUGAACAGGCUGAGUGAGGGCGGCCGUGUGUCCUGUGUGCCCCCCGGGAGGAGGACGGACAGCGCUGUGUGUGAAGGAGCCUAGAGACAUGACGGUGUGGCCCGGCAGUCAGCACUGAGGCGGGACCUGUCAUCCGGGCUGCGAUCAGCUACCCCGGGGGCUGGGAGUGGAGGGGGGGGCCUGUGUGUGUGUCUAUGUGUCCGGGGGCCCAUGGGGAGGAUGCCGUGGCCCAGUGCGUUGCACAGGCGGUGAGGGGAGCCGGAUCUCCACCGCACACCUGAAUCCCAGCUGUACGUCCGCUCUCCGCCAGGUAGCCGCUUCUUCGUAUCCGGUGUCACCGCCAGCCUCAUCAUGUCUACCGGGGAGAGCUUCGAGUCCCGCUACACCAAGAUCGAUGUCAUGUUACGGGACCCCAAGUCAGAGGUGAACACGGACUGCUUGCUGGAUGGACUGGAUGCUAUGGUCUAUGAUUUAGACUUCCCAGCUAUGCGGAAAAACAAGAACAUUGACAACUUCCUAAAUAGAUAUAAAGAUACGAUAAGUAAAAUCCGUGACUUGCGUAUGAAAGCAGAAGACUAUGAAGUAGUAAAGGUCAUUGGCAGAGGAGCUUUUGGGGAAGUUCAGUUGGUAAGGCAUAAAUCUUCAAGAAAGGUGUAUGCAAUGAAGCUCCUAAGCAAGUUGGAAAUGAUAAAGCGAUCAGACUCGGCGUUCUUCUGGGAAGAGCGAGACAUUAUGGCGUUUGCCAAUAGCCCUUGGGUGGUGCAGCUGUUCUAUGCCUUUCAAGACGAUCGUUAUCUGUAUAUGGUAAUGGAGUACAUGCCUGGGGGAGACCUUGUAAAUUUAAUGAGCAACUACGAUGUUCCAGAGAAAUGGGCACGGUUCUACACGGCUCAAGUGGUUUUAUCAUUAGAUGCCAUUCACUCAAUGGGUUUCAUUCACAGGGAUGUGAAGCCUGACAACAUGCUACUGGACAAGUCGGGUCAUUUAAAACUUGCAGAUUUUGGUACAUGUAUGAAGAUGAAUAAGGAAGGAAUGGUACGAUGUGACACGGCUGUAGGAACUCCUGAUUACAUUUCCCCAGAAGUGUUAAAAUCACAAGGAGGUGAUGGUUAUUAUGGACGAGAAUGUGACUGGUGGUCUGUAGGAGUCUUCUUGUAUGAAAUGCUUGUAGGUGAUACUCCCUUUUAUGCAGAUUCUUUGGUUGGAACUUACAGUAAGAUUAUGAACCAUAAGAACUCUCUUACAUUCCCUGAGGACAGUGAAAUCUCAAAAGAUGCAAAGAACCUGAUAUGUGCAUUCCUCACUGACAGGGAAACCCGGUUGGGGCGGAAUGGUGUGGAGGAAAUUAAAAGGCACCUUUUCUUCAAGAAUGAUCAGUGGGCAUGGGAGACACUUCGAGAUACUGUGGCUCCAGUUGUCCCAGAUUUAACGAGUGAUGUGGAUUCCAGUAAUUUUGAUGAUUUAGAGGAAGACAAAGGAGAAGAAGAAACAUUCCCAAUACCCAAAGCAUUUGUGGGCAAUCAGCUUCCUUUUGUAGGUUUUACAUACUACAGCAACAGACAGUAUUUAGCUAAUCCCGCGGAAAGUCCUGAUGACAAUAGAUCAAGCUCCAAAGUAGAUAAAAACUUGAUUGAGAACUUGCAAAAGAACAUUUAUCAACUGGAAGAACAGCUGCAUAAUGAGAUGCAGCUAAAAGAUGAAAUGGAGCAGAAGUGCAGAAUGUCGAAUAUUAAACUUGAUAAGAUAAUGAAGGAACUGGAUGAGGAGGGCAAUCAAAGAAAAAACUUGGAAUCGGUCGUGUCUCAGAUUGAGAAGGAAAAAAUGAUGCUUCAACACCGAUUGAAUGAACACCAAAGAAAGGCAGAACAAGAGAGUGAGAAGAGGAAGAAUGUGGAAAAUGAAGUGUCUACUUUAAAAGACCAGCUUGAGGAUCUCAAGAAAGUUAACCAGACUUCUCACAUCACAAAUGAAAAAAUAACACAACUACAAAAGCAGUUGGAUGAAGCCAAUGACUUCCUAAGAGCGGAGUCGGACACAGCUGCAAGGCUGAGAAAGAGUCAAAAUGAGAUGACCAAGACUAUUGCACAACUAGAAGCACUAAACCGGGAACUGCAGGAUAGAUGUCGACUGUUGGAAAGUGCCAAGUUACAGGUGGAAAAGGAUUUCUUCCAGUUACAGGCGGCCUUAGACUCUGAGAGAAGGGACAGAAAUCAGGGGUCCGAAUUGAUUGGGGACCUGCAAGUUCGAAUGACAUCGCUACAAGAAGAGCUGAAACAUCUCAAACACAACCUUGAAAGGGCAGAGUUGAACAGGAAAGAGGCAUUGGAUCUCUUAAACCAUUCUGAAAAAGAAAAAAAUAAUUUAGAAAUUGAGCUGAACUACCAACUGAAAACUUUGCAGCAACAGUUGGACCAAGAAAGUAAUGAACAUAAGGUGACAAAAGCACGACUGAGUGACAAGCACCAGUCAUUUGAAGAGGAAAAGUCAGUAGCUAUGUGUGAGAUGGAAAUGAAAGUGAAAGCAGAAAGGGCAGCGAAGGAAAAAGCGGAGAACCGAAGAGUGGAAAUAGAGAAACAGUGUUCAAUGCUGGAUUUUGAUCUCAAACAAGCACAUCAAAAAAUAGAGCACCUUGUUCAGCAAAAAGAGAGGCUGGAGGAUGAGGUGAAGCAGCUGACACUGCAACUCGAACAAGAGACUAAGAGGAGGACAAUGACACAGAAUGAACUGAAGGUGCAUGCGUUUGAAGCUGAUAAUUUGAAGGGAUCAGAGAAACAGUUGAAGCAGGAAAUAAAUACGUUGUUGGAAGCAAAGAGGUUGAUGGAAUUUGAGCUUGUUCAGUUAACCAAGCAAUAUAGAGGGAAUGAAGGUCAAAUGAGGGAGCUGCAGGAUCAGUUGGAAGCUGAGCAAUAUUUUUCAACGCUGUACAAAACUCAGGUCAAAGAACUGAAAGAGGAGGUUGAAGAAAAGACAAAGCUAAGUCAGGAUUUAGAGAAGAAAGUUUUUGAAUUUCAGAAUGAGAAAGAAACUCUUGCUACGCAGUUGGAUCUGGCGGUAACAAAAGCAGAAUCAGAACAGCUUGCUCGAGGGCUUCUAGAAGAACAAUGCUUUGAGCUAUCUCAAGAGAAUAAGAAGUUCUCUUCAAGGGUGAGGCAAGAUGUCAUAGAGAAGGACCAUACCAUCCACAAGCUGGAAGAAACAAACAACACAUUAACCAAAGAUGUCCAGACAAUAUCAAAAGAAAAUGCUGAUCUGAUUGACAGGCUUAAAGCAAUGGAAGAAGAGUUUAAGCUGAGACAAGAGGAAAUUAGCAGCAUGAAGAUUAUGUAUGAGAAGAAUAUUAACACUGAAAGAACACUUAAGACCCAGGCUGUAAACAAACUGGCUGAAAUUAUGAACAGGAAAGACUUUAAACUGGACAGAAAGAAAGCAAACACCCAAGACUUGAGAAAGAAGGAGAAAGAGAACCGGAAGCUGCAGUUAGAUCUUAACCAAGAGAAAGAGAAAUUCAAUCAAAUGUCUAUGAAGUUCCAGAAAGAGUUAGAUGAUAUGUUAAUGCAAGUUACUGAGGAAAGCAUCUACAAGAAUGAGCUUCAGAUGCAGCUAGACAGUAAGGAAAGUGAUAUUGAACAGCUGCGUUCUAGACUGGCAGAGUUACAGCUCCGGAUGGACUCUACAAGUGUCGCCAGUUUGCAGCCAGAUGAUACAGAUGGCAUGAUAGGGGAAUCCGAAUCAAGAAUUGAAGGCUGGCUCUCUAUACCCAACAGAGGGAACAUUAAAAGGCAUGGAUGGAAGAAACAGUAUGUCGUUGUUAGCAGUAAAAAGAUUCUGUUUUACGAAGAUGAGCAGAAUAAAGAACAGUCCAACCCAUCGAUGGUACUAGACAUAGAUAAACUUUUUCAUGUCCGCCCUGUUACACAAGGAGAUGUUUACAGAGCAAAUACUGAUGAGAUCCCGAAGAUAUUUCAGAUACUCUAUGCCAAUGAAGGGGAAUGCAGGAAAGACCAGGAAUUGGAACCAGUGCAGCCAGCUGAGAAGACCAAUUUCCUUAACCACAAAGGACACGAGUUCAUCCCUACACUCUACCACUUCUACGCAAAUUGUGAGGCUUGUUCUAAGCCUCUGUGGCAUGUUUUCAAGCCGCCCCCGGCACUGGAAUGCAGGAGGUGCCAUGUCAAGUGCCAUAAAGACCACUUGGAUAAAAAGGAGGAAGUCAUAGCCCCUUGUAAAGUGAGUUAUGAUGUGACAUCUGCAAGGGAUAUGCUUUUGCUGGCCUGCUCUCAGGAUGAGCAGAAAAAAUGGGUGACGCAUUUGGUAAAAAAGAUACCUAAAACCCCCCCUUCAAACUUUGUCCGCGUUUCCCCAAGAACAAUGUCUACCAGGUCAACAAACCAGUCCUUCAGAAAGGCUGCUAAGUCUGGGUCAGGAAAAGCCAGCUAAUCACUGUGAGCCACUGUGUGAGUUCAUGAAGUUGGCCUUCCCUAUAAUAGACUGGUGCAGAGAGCUGCUGUUUCCAUCAAUACCAGUGUCACAGGCUUCAGGGUUCUUGUGUGCUUCUGUUUUCCCCCCUGCUUAGGCAGAGAGCAUGCUGUGAGGGUCUUCUAUUGCGGGUUUGCUGAAAGAUUAGACAAAUUAUUACUAUGUAAUGCAAGUAAAACAAAGCUUAGCAUUGUUUAUUUUCAUAUAUAUUUAUAUUUAUAUUCAAAAUCAAUAUAAAGAUAUUCUUUGGAUAUCUGUGAAAGCCUGUUGGUAUGACGGAAUGCAGCUUAUGCACAUAUGAGGAUUGGAGCAACUACACCUUGUAUGGACAAGCAGAGGGAUAUGUCUCAAAAUGAGAACAGAUGUCCGUAGAUAGUAUCUCCAUCUUCCUGAAGACUGCAGUUCCAGCUUGUGAGAAGCUAAGUGACCGUUGGACUCUAGUGCCUUCACUUUAGAGCUUGUCGCAGCCUUACAGCAGAUGCGGGCAAAGAGAAUCCUGUUCAAUGCUUUGCAAAAUAUUUUAGUUAUUCAUCAAGGUGAAAGGUCAAGAUAUUUGUUUUAACUAUGCAUUUUAUUUUUUAUUUCUUUUUGUUUUGCCAAGCCAUAUUGAAUUGUGUUAGUACAUAGAGGCAUUAGGAACUAACAGUACAAAACCAAGUUUUACAUGUGUGUUUAUUUUGUAUUGUAUUGCCUUACAGUUUUUAAAGAGCGUUAAGUUAACGGACAUAUAAAAUAUGUAUGCACUGUGUGAACUUGUAAAUUAUUGUUAGAACACUUUUUUUUAUUGGAUAUGGCUUUGUUCUUUUUAGUGCCUUAUUUCAGUCAUUUUACUGCCAUGUUUUAAGGGUCUGGGCACAAAAUGUAGCUUCCCGAAAGUGAAACCAUUUCUCAUGUGCCGGUUUUAGGUGCCUCCAAGUAACAUUUCCACAAGUAGCGGGAGAUUGAGAUACCAAUUUUAAAGAGAAACCAGGAAAAGGGAA